This is a messenger RNA of Penicillium antarcticum, 1443 nucleotides long. RefSeq lists its product as uncharacterized. NCBI's taxonomy places the organism in Eukaryota, Fungi, Ascomycota, Eurotiomycetes, Eurotiales, Aspergillaceae. The record is from RefSeq and is a predicted model, not a curated record. The transcript has 2 exons. Bases 1 to 1443 code for a protein of 480 amino acids.
AUGAAUGUCUGGUCAGGAUCCAUCACAACAAAUUCGGACUGGAACCUAGAAGGGAUUCGUUUAAUUGAUCCAAAUUCCCACUGGCAGUCCGAACUAUCAAAAGACUCUCAGCUAAGCCUCCGAAGCUUUGUCAACCCAGCGCUCAUCCCACUCCAUGCACGCGCAGGUCCAAACCUCGAACUACACACAAACCAUGCGGGAACGUCACAAUGGCUCAAGGACAAGCUUACUGGCUCAAUCUGGCUGAACAAAGAAGACCCAACCCUUCAGCAAUCUCUACAAUGCCCAGUCGGCCUGCUGGUCAGCGUCGACGGCAAUACAAAAACAGGCGGCGCAGCCACAACAAACCUCCUUGUCUACGGCGUAUUGGGCAGCGCAACGUACGCACGCCCACCUACACCACCACACUCUUCCCCUUCAGAUCUUCCAGACCCAACAGCCACAUCACCUCGUGCACCAUAUGAACUGCGCAUCUAUGCCGCACCACUAUCAACCUCCCGCCUCACUCAGGCGCAAGCCUACCCAUCCCCACCCCCAAGCGUAGACGGCGAAUACGCCAUACAGAAUACCCGCCAUGCCGAGUUCCUCCCAGACAUCAGCUCACCAAGCCCAAAGCGCAAGCGUGUAGCAACUCUCUUCGAAGUCGCAGCACAGCACCACCGCCGCGUCCGCCAGCGAGGCGGCGAAGCCGUCUCACAACUAAUGGCCCCUUCACGCCCUCUCUCCUCAUCCCAGAAUCUACAAUCAUUACGCAUAAAGCGAGAGCCAGAUGAUGAGCACCCCUCCCUUCCAUCCUUGGACCGGAUAGCGCAUGCACGCCGUUCGCGGUCCGUAUCAAUCGGCGCGAAUCUACAUCGUCCAGGUAGUGUCCGCGGCAGUCGUGCAACAGCAGAUCCGCAAAAGCGCGCACCAACCCCGAACCCGUUCCUGGAUUCUGGGUCUGGAUCUCGACCCGGUUCUCGACGUGAAACACUACAAUCCCAGCAACAGCAACCGUCGACUCUAUCAACAGAAGAAAAAGCAACCUCGACACCAGCCUCACCAUCCAAAGAUCCCGAGAAGAUAAUAUCGGAAAACAAGAACCUGAUCACACGCACUAUCUUAACAUGUAUGCGUCUCUACGGUUUCCACCGUGCGAACAGUACACGUACGGCUUCAAUGAGCAAGCCACCUAGCGGAGGCGCAGAAGCAGAAGCCGAUGGUUUAGGAACGACGCCAGCGCCUGAGUCUUUCCGUGCUGAGACGCCAGCGCCCGGUACUUCUGCUGAUGAUGAUGAAUUCAAGGCUAUGUAUCAUGCUACGUAUAAGGCUGCUGCUUUUGCGUUGAGGAGGUAUUUGAAGAUUGCGAUUCCGGGGUCGGUGGCUGGGCCUGGGCUUUUGCAGAAGGAGAAGGCUAUGACUUGUAUUGAUGAGUUGUUGAGACUGUUCUGUGAGGAUCAUUGA